Messenger RNA from Cyclopterus lumpus (lumpfish), 2557 nucleotides. RefSeq names its product E3 ubiquitin-protein ligase RBBP6-like. Bases 1072 to 1446 code for a protein of 124 amino acids. Gene Ontology annotation, cellular component: nucleus. NCBI's taxonomy places the organism in Eukaryota, Metazoa, Chordata, Actinopteri, Perciformes, Cyclopteridae. The record is from RefSeq and is a predicted model, not a curated record. The transcript is spliced from 3 exons. Gene Ontology annotation, molecular function: ubiquitin protein ligase activity; zinc ion binding. Gene Ontology annotation, biological process: protein ubiquitination; ubiquitin-dependent protein catabolic process; mRNA processing.
GGAAGUGCGCUUCCAUUUUGAAACGGACCGAAGUGAAGCCUCUCGCCUUCACGCGUUCGUCUUCGGAAGAAGAACCGCGGACACUUCCGGUUCCGACCUGCGCCAUUUUGAUGAAACGGCGAGGAGAGAAGCAGUUCGCAGCAUCGAAAUGGAUUUUAUGGAUUUAAAUUGAAGAUUAUCGCGGAUACUCAACGUUCGACUUCACGGGAUGGAACACGACUGUUUGACGAAGAGGAACCGUUGCGUCCCGACGACCUAACUGCUGCGUUGGUGACGUCAUUCGACAGCGAAAUUUAGGCAACAUUGUUAGCAUAGCACCGUUAACGUUAGCCGUUAGCUUUUGAUAGUUUCAUGUUGUGUUGAGUAACGUUAGCUAAUCUCGAGGUGUAGCAUGCUCUCCUUGGCGUUAGCUAACUAGCUAAUUUACCAUUUAAAUAUUAUAUUUCGAUUUCACAAUCCAUUCCUUUGAGGUCUAUCGGCGGUAAACGUAACAUUUGUGGAAUCGCUGCGGGAGAUUUCACGCCGUUUUGUGGACUCUUCGUGGAGCUCGGAUAGUUUUUUUGUUUUUUUUGUCUUGGCGAAUAAAGAACUGAACCAAACAAGGCAAACAUUCAAGGACCGAUGCUCUGGAAACCCCAGGCCUGCUGUUAGCUACCGGGCUUUCCACCGAAAAGACUGUUGGGCGACGGACUUGGCCUCACUCGCACCCCUGUGGUAGAUUUACUUUGUUGCGGAUGGACUCUCUUGGACGCACCCUGUUAUGUUUAAUCGGACUCUAAAGAACUGACGAGGCACACGACGCCGCUCAAUGGCGCUCUGGCCUCGCGUCUCGGUUAUUUUUUGUUGGCAAUAACAAGGACUCUUUCGCCAUUCUGCGAGCUGAACCCUUCCCCCCAUACACCCACCUCCUUUUGUCUACAGUGUUUCAGCGAAUAUAAAGAAAGUUUACACAUUAAAGUCACCAGAUUUAGCUGUGUUCAGUGUUGACGCUGUUUCAUUUUAUCAUAUACCAGGCCUGUGGUUUUUUUUUUUUCUUGUUCUUGAUUGACUUAAGUGCUUAGACCUGUUAAAAUGUCGUGUGUUCACUAUAAGUUCUCUUCCAAACUGGACUACAACACUGUCACUUUCGAUGGGCUGCAUAUCACCCUCAACGAGCUUAAAAAGCAGAUUAUGGGCCGCGAGCGCCUCAAGGCCACAGACUGCGACCUGCAGAUCACCAAUGCGCAGACUCGAGAAGAAUACACCGAUGAUGAAAUCCACAUCCCGAAACACUCGUCUGUGAUCGUCCGCCGCACUCCACUUGGUGGCGUAAAACCUGCUGGCAGGACGUUCAUUGUAGAUCGUUCUGACACAGCUGUGGUGGGAUCUUCUAGACCCGUAUGUAAAACAAACCAAAAAUCAACACUCUCUCCUCCUCUCUCCCUCUCCCCCUAUUUCUGGCUUUAGUCACAUUUCUUGAGAACAUUCUGUUAGCAAUGAUUGAGUUGUGUGUGUAUCCUCUGUUCACUGUGUGUUGGCUACAUUUGUGUUGAGAUCUCAACCUCUAUGUGUUAUUUGAUGUCUUUUUUGGGAAGGCUUCCUGGAGUCACCACAGUUACCAAUAGUUUGUUGUUUCUCUCUGAAAACACUGGCUUUCUGUUUUUGAAAUACGCAGAUAACAUUUGCUGAAUGAGAUGAGGUUAAGAUAAGAAACAACCAACUAGCCACCGUUGUUUUUUUUUAAUGCUCUGAACUUGUUGAACUGUUGCCACUUUAUAAUGAAUUGAGAAAUCACGCAAACUGUUAAUGAUUGUAUUUCAUAAUGAAAUGGUAUUGUUGCCUGCCUCAAGCCAGGAAAAUGUAUUUUUUAAAGGGGCUUGUGAAAGAAAAAAAUAUGGUAUUUUUGUAAUGAUAAUCCAUUGUCAUUUAUUUUCUGUGAAAAUAUUCAAUUUUUAUGUGGUUUAAGAACCCAAUGAAGUAAAGUGUGGCUGAGAUUGAUUGUAAUUUAACUUUUGAUUACAAUUACAAGACUAAAGUUGUGGGAGAGACUCACCAUUGUUUUAUUUAUUUUUUGAAAUCUCACCCUGCUAAUCUUUAAUAUACUUAAACUUGUUGUUCCGUAAUAUUUGCCAAUGUCAUUUUUUUUUGUCCUGUACAAUUUCAACAUGAAGAUGUUAUAUUCUGCAUUGAGUAUGGUCUGCACAUAACCUUUAAACUCCGAAGGCUCACAGAUUUCAUCCUGAUGAGUUAAACGCUUUGAAUUAAUUCAGUCUGUCUUACAAAGAAGCAGGUACUAUAGUUCAAAGUGUAUUUUUUGCAUCUUUGGUUCGGGGCAUCGGUAAGAAGCUAGUUUUUAUACAAGAGAUGCUCUCCCUUGACCACCUACUUAAAUUGCUGUGACAUGAUCACAAAGUACUUUGACAGAUUCUCAGUAAAGUAAAUCUCUUGUCGAUCUCGGGAGGCCUUCCAUGGCUGCUGCAGUGAGAAGUAUACUGGUGUAGUGUGUCCUGUGAGCUGUAAGCUGCAGAACCUGUCAAUAAAGUUGUUCAGUGGUUGUGUCAGAACCACUUGCACCAGA